GCAGAGAUUUUCAUGCCCUGAAAACCAGGCACGUUAGCUUCUGCAACUGUGUCAUAAAAUUCUGUUCUCAGCCAUCAGAUACAUCAACUUCAUAUAGAGCAGAUCAGUGCUGGGGGAUCUAUUUUUUAAGAAGCUUGAGGACAACCUGCUGAAUUACUGAAAGAACCUAAUAAGCAUUACAUCAUGUGGGUGACAAGCCUGGUAGCCCUGGUCCUCCUGGCCACUUCAGCCUCAGCUGCCACCUCUGCAUCAGCAGACAAGGUCCUCAGUAACCAUGCUACCAUCCUGGCCAACAACAGCGCCAAGUUGGCUUUCAGUCUCUACCAAAACAUGGCAAAGGAAAAAAACAUAGAAAACAUUCUCAUUUCCCCUGUAGUAGUGGCCUCCUCUCUGGGUCUGGUGGCUCUAGGUGGAAAGGCCUCCACUGCCUCCCAGGUAAAAACCAUUCUGAAUGCUGCUAAAGUUAAAGAUGAGCAGCUGCACUCAGGUCUGGCAGAGCUCCUGACUGAGGUGAGCGACCCAAAGACCCGAAAUGUCACCUGGAAGAUUAGCAACCGUCUGUAUGGGCCCAACUCUGUCAACUUUGUGGAUGAUUUUGUCAAGAGCAGCAAAAAGCACUAUAACUGUGACCACUCCAAGAUCAACUUCAGAGAUAAGAAGAGCGCUGUGAACUCCAUCAAUGAGUGGGCAUCCAAGUCUACUGAUGGCAAACUGCCUGAGGUCACCAAGGAUGUAGAGAAGACUGAUGGGGCGAUGAUCAUCAAUGCUAUGUUUUUCAAACCUCACUGGAAUGAGCAGUUCCAUCAUCAGAUGGUGGACAACCGUGGAUUCAUGGUAUCCCGCGGCUACACAGUUUCAGUGCAGAUGAUGCACCGCACAGGUCUCUACGGCUUCUAUAAUGACAACACCAAUAAGCUGUCCGUCCUGAGCAUGCCUCUGGCUCAUAAGAAGUCCAGUGUGGUGUUCAUCAUGCCCCACCAUGUGGAACCUCUAGAGAGGCUGGAGAAGAUGCUGACAAAGAAGCAGAUGGAUACGUGGAUGGGCAAGUUGCAGCAGACAGCAGUAGCUGUGUCUCUACCCAAAGUCAGCAUGGAAGUCAGUCACAACCUGCAGAAGCACCUUGGGGAGCUGGGCCUGACAGAGGCUGUGGACAAGUCCAAAGCGGACUUCUCUAACAUUUCCGGGAAAAAGGACCUCUACCUAUCCAAUGUGUUCCACGCCUCUGCCAUGGAAUGGGACACUGAUGGAAAUGAAAUUGAUACCAGCAUCUUUGGCACAGACAAGCUGAAAAGCCCUAAACUGUUCUAUGCUGACCACCCUUUCAUCUUCUUAGUGAAGGACCAGAAGACAAACUCCAUCCUGUUUAUUGGCAGGAUGGUCAGGCCGAAGGGUGAAAAGAUGAGAGAUGAAUUGUGACCAUGGUUUGACCAGAGUGUCUAAAUUCAACAACUGACUUUGUGUGUGAGUGUAGAUUUUCUACUGCAAUAUGCUGAGAGAUGUGGUAAAUGAAAUAUGGGUUUGAUAUCGCACUAACGCAUUCCUAUGCAACAUAUUAAGCAGCAUUCCCAAGUACAUAGCAAGAGAAUUGUGCACACCCUUUAUUUUUAUCUUCAGAUCACGUUAUGUACUGAAGACUUACAAUAAUGCUUAAAAUGUAAAUGCACAGUUACUUUAAUGGAGGAGGAAAACACUGAGACUUUAUCAUCAGUAGAUGCUAGAGCAAAAAUGGUCUCUGUUGUGAUCAAGUCUUAACAAUCUUUGUAAGGGCGUACAACAGUCUUAAUAUUGAUUUGAUGUGCUCUCUGUUUAAUUUAACAAACCAUUGUCAAGCAUUGCUGCUUUGAAUUUUAAAGUCCAUUGGUCUUCACAAAUAUUUUGCCAUUCCUUUGCACUGCUUUCCACCACAGGCAUGUUUUUCUUUAACCGAGAAGCUACAACAACAGUUUUCUUGGUACUAAUCUACGCUGAAUGCACUACAAGAGCAUGUUCACACAUGGUUUACGGCUGUUACAAAUUUCCUGUUUUUUCAAUAAAAAUGUGAAAAAUG
This is a messenger RNA of Xiphias gladius (swordfish), 2047 nucleotides long. It is a transcript of the gene serpinh1a, whose product is annotated as serpin peptidase inhibitor, clade H (heat shock protein 47), member 1a. Bases 184 to 1416 code for a protein of 410 amino acids. Gene Ontology annotation, biological process: collagen fibril organization; negative regulation of endopeptidase activity. Gene Ontology annotation, molecular function: serine-type endopeptidase inhibitor activity. The transcript is spliced from 5 exons. Gene Ontology annotation, cellular component: endoplasmic reticulum. Lineage: Eukaryota; Metazoa; Chordata; Actinopteri; Istiophoriformes; Xiphiidae. The record is from RefSeq and is a predicted model, not a curated record.